CCCUUUAACCACAUUUCCAUCUUUUUUCCAUCUCUCCGUCCAACACCUUCUUUCUUUUUUCACUUGUUUCUUCAAUUGCCCUGCCUCGAGCGUGCCUUUCACUCUUUCAAGGCCCUCGACCACAUUCAUUAGGCAACUUGCGUUUUCAACCCCAUUUCAACUAUCUACGGUCCUUACCAAUUCCACCUACAACCCCCCUUUUCAACAACAUCGACACAAAACUACAUCGAAGUAAUUCCGUAUUCGACUGCCUGGAUCAGCGAAUCGAAGCCCUUCACUCCCCUCCCGCACGAAUACGAACGAAAGGAUAUCGAUUCCUGUAUCUCGUCUCGUAUAUAGCCAUUGAGCAUUCCACUCGUUGAAAGACAACUUCGAUCGACAUUGGGCACACACACGAUGGACGCAAUGGAGCCCAUCUCUUCCGACCUCACCGACUUCUCUCCCGAGUCAACCCCUUCUCCCAUGGCUACUUCAAGCACGCCACCCCAGACAUCAAGCAGCGCCACGUCAGCUCCUACUUCUGGUCCCAACUCAGCGCGUCGACCACCUCGAAAGAGUACCCUGACCCAACAGCAAAAGAACCAGAAGAGACAGAGGGCUACACAGGAUCAACUUGUGACGCUAGAAGCCGAGUUUACAAAGAACCCAACUCCUACCGCAGCUACGCGAGAACGCAUCGCGUCGGAGAUCAACAUGACGGAACGUUCGGUGCAGAUCUGGUUCCAAAAUAGUCGUCGACGAGCGAAGAUCAAGAUGCUUGCGAAGAAGAGCUUGGAGAGUGGUGAAGACUGUGACAGCAUCCCAGAAUCCUUGAGACAGCUGCUGGCCAUGCAGGCCAUGGAAUCUGGCAGACCUUUUCCUGGUCAACUCCUCCGCCGACCGGGCGGCCCAAUGGCUCAGUACGGUGGCGGUGGAAUGUUGAUGAACGGAGAUCCUAAUGCUCAAGGCAAAGUUGUCAUCCAGCACUUCACCUGUCGAUCCCUGAGCAUCGGUAGCUGGCGACGAGUCGGUCAGAACGCGAUGGACCUCGUCAUUUUCUACUCGCCCGACAAGGCUUGCAUCACGUACUACAUCAACAACGACUCGGCUGGAUACAAGAUCGAAUAUCCAUUCGCUUUCAUCAAGAGCAUUCAAUUGGAACCUGGUGACACGGCUCCAAAUGCCAAUGGAUCUCCACCCCGGCCCGGCGGGCUUGUCAUUGAGUUGACCAGGCCCCCGAAUUUCUUCAUGGACUCGUCCAACUCUGGAGGGUUCUACCAAUGUGGUGACUUUACCGAAGAUCAACAAGCCUCUCAAAUCUUGACGCAUCACCUGGGAGGUCACCCGAAGGUGUUGAGCGGACAGCUUGCUAAAUUGGUCUCCCUCGAGUCUUUCCAGAACCGACAUAACCCAUUCGACAUGAAUGCUAUGCCUGCGUCUGCACCAGUCUCACCCACCAUGGGCAUUGUCAGACCCGCGUCUCAACCUUCAGUCCAGUUUGCGCGGCCCCAUCCUCCUCAUGUCGGCAUGUUCCAGGAACAAUAUGGUGUCAAUCAUCAUCUUCACCCUGGUCGUAUGCAUCCUGGUCACAAGCGUCAACGAAGUCGAUCGGUACCCAUCGCACUUGAUUUCUCCAUGCUUCACGGACCUAUGCCUACAUUCCAUGUGCAGCAACCCUCACCUCAAAUGACGCCCGAUCAUCACAAUCUCUUCCAGCCAAUGCCUCAGCAGCCUGUGCAGACUCCAAUCGGCCCAACCUUGCAGAUUGAUACAUCUGCUGGUUACGGGAUGGAUUUCCGUCAGAUGCCCAUGUCCGCAACGGCCACAUCACCGUCAGAAUUUGCCAGCCCUGGCUUCUUCCCGUCCAACACGUCCCAAGGACCAAUGCCUGCUUCUGAAUUCGGAACGCCCCAACAAUUCAACAUGCCCUUCCUCUCACCUUCCCCCAUGGUCGAUGGUCACAUGAUGCCUUCGUCUGUUUCUCCUAUGCCUCACAUGGGUCAUCCGGAUCCGGUCAUUGCGGACCACUCACCUCCGUUGUCGGCACUACACCGCAGCGCCUCGGCCGACAUGUUCAACAUGGGCCAUGACGGCAGUGGCAUGAUGGACGAGACAUUGAUGCUCGGCGAGAUGUACUCGAAGCAGAAUCUCAACAUGCCCAUGCCAAGUCCGGGGAUUGACGAGAAAGGCAUGUUGAUGAUGAACGACAUGUCGGAAUUCCACACGCCGAUGGAGCACAUGGACAUGCCAAUGACGCCGUUUGGCACCAUCGAUCCGAACAGCCUGCAAGCUGGUCUACAUCACUAAAGUUGACGAACAAAGCCCUUCCUGUAACAGUUUGAAUGACCUUGAUGCCUUCCCUAGAAAUCUAAAUCUUGCACCAUCUUGUUGAAUUCCGCCGAAAAUCUGGAAUCCUUCUCGAUUUCCAUUCAGCACUGUCCGGACGGCGCCAAAAUCUCCUGUUAUAUAUUGAUAUCGAUAUCUCCAUGUUAGUACGCGCGGCCGAGUUUGCCUGCUGUCUGAUAGCGUGGAUAGCUGUCAAUUCUGUUCUUGUUUCUCUCUGUUUGUUUCUGUCUAGUUACGCGGUCAUGCAUCGGAAACGACUCUUUUGUUUUUUGGGGUCUGGGUAUCAAUUUGAGAGAGGGAAUUUUCUUUCUUGCCUAUUAUUUUUGAGAUGUUGCACAAGAGGGUGUGGAACGUUUUUUGGGGCGAGUACAACUUUUUGUUUCCUUUUUUCUUUUCCUAAAACAAAAACGCAUCGAAGGGGGAAGUGAGAAGGGGACUUUGUUUGAUAUUGGAAAUCAAAAAAAGAAAUUUCCUCUCCGAUUGUUUCUGCGGUCUCAUCGAUUGUGAUAAGUCGCAAAGACAUUUUCCUCCCCUUGGAAAGGAUGCAAUCUUGUGGUAGUGCACGGGACACGUCAAAGGGGGUGAGGAUUGGUAAUUCCUUUUCCAUUCAAAGAUAAAGCAAAGAUCAAGACUGGGAAUGAUGCGACUUGUCUUUUUUUCUGCUUUUGUUCGUCAAAAUGGUCGAGAGAAGUUUGAGAGUGGGCGUGUGAUGGGAGGGGAUAUAGGUUAUUUCAUUUCAUCUCCUUGGGUCGCUGUUGUUCUCCUUGGUGGUGGUGGUGGUGGGGUUGGAUUGGCAUAGCGGGUUGAUUGAUAUUUAGUAGGUUGGUAGGAAGGUAGUUUUUCUACUCCUGUAGAAGAAUCAGGAUACAUGAAAUGGAACCAAGAGAUUGUUUUACUCUGUCGUGGUAGUGAAGGUAAGGG
This is a messenger RNA of Exophiala oligosperma, 3246 nucleotides long. RefSeq lists its product as uncharacterized. The record is from RefSeq and is a predicted model, not a curated record. Gene Ontology annotation, molecular function: DNA-binding transcription factor activity, RNA polymerase II-specific; RNA polymerase II cis-regulatory region sequence-specific DNA binding. Gene Ontology annotation, biological process: cell differentiation; regulation of transcription by RNA polymerase II. The transcript has 3 exons. Lineage: Eukaryota; Fungi; Ascomycota; Eurotiomycetes; Chaetothyriales; Herpotrichiellaceae. Bases 397 to 2286 code for a protein of 629 amino acids.